GGGCAACAAACCUCAGUCCACUUGGUAUUGAGUUCGCCACUGGAUAUUCGCUGUCAUCGAAUGAGGCCGUUUCCCAGGGCGGUAGGUUUCACGUGGGGGGCGACGCCCAAAUUCUCGCCACGUGAAAACUGCAGGGGUAAGGCGGAGAUGCUUCUUCUCCUGGGUAGUCCUUUUAUCCGGGAGUGGAGUGGAGAUCGUGUCUGCCGCGUUCGUCCCCAAUACCCAGAGACCGAGUUGACGGAGAUCUGCUGGGACGUGCUGUAUGCAGAGUCGUGAGACAAAAUAAACAAUAGAUCGUGACGGGGGACGGGCUGAUGAGAAAGGCGCGUGCUUGCGAUUGCUUGGGUGGCCUUGCGUGCAUCAUGAUUGCCCUCCUUGGCACAUGAGAUCUGAAAACGCUUGUUAUACGGCAGUUCCGAAAAGCUCUUACAUUUUUGGUAAGCAAGCUUCCCUAUUGCGUAUACAAGACCAGGCUACUCGUUCGAAGUACGCCAGAACCCCUUGCGCCAGCCACCGUGGUGGAAUCAUAAAUGACCCAGGGCAAGCCUAAAUAGGGGAUUCAGCGGGCCCUGACAAGAACGUGAAACUUGGCGGGGUCGUUGGCCUCGUUGUUGGCUUCACUGAAUUAUGGGCGAUGUGGAUGGCGAUGUGGAUGGCGAUGUGGAUGACGAUGGCCGCACUUGCAUCGGAGCGGCAGUUUUUGACGAUAGUCUUUCCCUCUCUAGUUUGGGAGCGGAGCAGAAAUGCGGAUCCAGCACGUUUACGGGUAUCACUGGAGACAUUUAUCUAAUUCCGAUAGCCAUCUCCGGGUCGGCACUAACCUAUAUUCGUGCCCUCCGUCCCCAUUGUCGCGCGUUCAACGGCCAAUUUAUAUUCAAUGAGGGGGUUCUGGAGCGAAAUAGCACUGCCGAGGCAUCCACAUCGGGCGACAAGAUGGCUUUCGGACUGAGAGUAUCACCAUCGAUAUACGCGUUCCCAACGAACGUUAAUCGUAUCCGUUGA
This is a messenger RNA of Pseudogymnoascus verrucosus, 1002 nucleotides long. RefSeq lists its product as uncharacterized. NCBI's taxonomy places the organism in Eukaryota, Fungi, Ascomycota, Leotiomycetes, Thelebolales, Thelebolaceae. The transcript has a single exon. The record is from RefSeq and is a predicted model, not a curated record. The coding region runs from base 628 to 1002 and encodes 124 amino acids.